GUGUGCUACACUCGACCACGGCAAUGGAGGCACUAAUCGCGUCGUACGGCGACACUUCUUCCGACUCAGAAUCAGAUUCUCAACCGCCGCUUGCCGCUUCCGAUGACAACCACUCACCACCGCCAUCCAUUCUUCCUCCACCGCCUAUCGACCUUCUUAACCCUCCCAAUUCAUCCGGAACGUUCGAUUACUUGCAGCGUAAUUCGGCCAGUAGAAUUCGGAGCUUCCCUCACAUCGAAGGCAAUUACGCAUUACAUGUUUACAUCCCAGUAUUUAUACCAUCUGAAAGAAAGAAAGAGCUGGCCCUGUUUUUGAAGAAAGCGACUUCAGUUAUACCAGAUCUUCAUGUUGUGGAUAUUGAUGUUCCAUUAUCCAUGCUUCUAAAAGAUGAAGAGAAGCUAAUACAAGUUGCCUUAGGGAGGGAAUUUCACAUAAGUCUUGGAAGAACUGUUCCCAUUCGUGUCCAUCAAAUAGACUCGAUGGUCGCAAUGCUUCGCCAAAAACUUCAGUUUCAGAAACGGUAUUUGAUUGAUUUCAACAAGUGGGAGGUUUUUGUGAACGAUGAUCAGACACGGACAUUUCUUUCGGUUGAAAAUACAACGCGAGGUGUAGCUGAGGUAACGAAACAGAUCCAAGCUGUUAAUGAGGUUUACAAGCUGCACAAUCUUCCUGAAUUUUACAAGGAUCCUCGGCCUCAUAUAUCUAUAGCAUGGGGAGUAGGGGAUAUUAGUGAAUCUGUUAAGAGAGUGGUGGAAGGAGAAAUGAGAAAAUAUGUUGGAGGAAUGUCCACAAGAUGGGAAAGUAGAAAGUCCAUUGGAUAG
Molecule: messenger RNA, 821 nt
Organism: Lactuca virosa
Lineage: Eukaryota; Viridiplantae; Streptophyta; Magnoliopsida; Asterales; Asteraceae
Source: the annotation of a GenBank genome assembly